Molecule: messenger RNA, 802 nt
Organism: Serpula lacrymans var. lacrymans S7.9
Lineage: Eukaryota; Fungi; Basidiomycota; Agaricomycetes; Boletales; Serpulaceae
Exons: 4
Source: RefSeq, a predicted model, not a curated record
AACUUGAAAAUGGACAUCCAUUUUCGGGUGUCCUUGUACUUUAGUGUCCGCGGCACUGGUACGUUCACAAGGACGGCAGGAUACUUGCUCUUCAAGAGGAUGUUCUACGUGGCAUUUCUUCAAAAAGCUGAUUUGGUCCCUUUUGGGCUGACAGCAUUGGGGAAGACUCAAAUUCGAAAAGACAUUCUAUAGUUCAGCCGAGAAAGAUGCGGGUAUGGAAUGUUCAUAUUCAAGGUGGAGAUGUUGAAUGGCGCUCGGGUGUUUAUCUUAUGCCGCAUCUGGCUUCUCCAUAUUAGUGAAAGGGAAAAUAUAUCCAAUUGUCAUGCUCAUGGAUGUGAUGAGCAAAAACACCAAAAUCUUGCACUUUCAACCGCAAGCCCAUGGUGCUUGCAUCCCUCAUCGUUGGUAGUGUACCCUAUCGCAAUGGUACAUGCAAUCUCCCUGCGCAUGAUUCGAUUAUUCUAUGGCAACGGCCCUGAAGGACGUUACUCUCACAGGCGUGCUACCCAACACUUUUGGACUCAAUCAAGAUGAUGUCCUCGACGAGUUCUACGAGAAAGCUGGCAGCUCGAUAUCGCUAAUUUCUUCACUUAUGCUGGGAGUGCUGGAUUGUUUGAUAGCAUUCGCAGGGAGCUUUUGUAUGAUGGUGAAUAUCCUCAACUGGAAAUUUAUCAGCUCAAAGUGUAUGGUAUACUGUUUCUUCGAACCACGAAGGCAAUUCCAAUUCCCCAGCGAGGAUAACCUAACCGCCUUUCUUACUGCGUAUGAAGGAGGGUCAUCUGUAGUGGUCAAUCGUGGUCAU